Molecule: messenger RNA, 666 nt
Organism: Colletotrichum lupini
Lineage: Eukaryota; Fungi; Ascomycota; Sordariomycetes; Glomerellales; Glomerellaceae
Exons: 1
Coding region: 1-666 (221 amino acids)
Source: RefSeq, a predicted model, not a curated record
AUGGUUGUGUUUGGACGUACCUGGUAUGGACAGCUUGUCACCUCGUUCGGGGGCUUGUGGAGGCCAUCGCAUCUUAGUCUUACCUCCCAUCUGAUGGCGCUAAGGAGCCAUCGAGGGGUGCCACGGCCCUUUGAGUGGUCUCGUCUGGCCCGCUGGAUGCUGGUGAUGCAAUGCGGCAUGCUGAUGGGAAAUGCUUGUGCCAACCUGGAACCCUGUCCUAGAAUGCCCGCAGCCCAUCAACGUCGAGGCUUGGUCCAGUCCCUGUUGAAUGUCUGUGGGAUGGGCACGAUGAGGGGAGGAUGGGCGGGCUCGCAGUGGAAACCCCAGUCAACCUUGUCCCUUGCUAGUGGGAACGGUGAAGGACAGGGCCUAUCCCCGGUACCCUCUUCCCCUAGAAUGCCACCCUUGUUUAUAUGUCGGCGUCUUUUUGAUCUUCUUGCUUCUCCAACGGGCUCGCAGAUUCGCAGGCUCGCAAUGUCCAUGAGGCAGGUGUGUGUUCGCUCGUUAAAGGUCAAUGUGUCUCCUGCGCAAGACAUAGAGGUCGGGCGCUGGGAAGGAUUCGUGUUGAUGUUGCUCAGGCUGUAUAGGUCUUGGGCACCUCGUGAGCAGACUACUUUGUAUGUAAGGAAGCACAUGAUAAUUACCUUCGCUUUGCAGAGGCAUUGA